Calypte anna (Anna's hummingbird) is the source of this 4132-nucleotide messenger RNA. RefSeq names its product solute carrier family 2, facilitated glucose transporter member 3. Gene Ontology annotation, cellular component: membrane. The record is from RefSeq and is a predicted model, not a curated record. Gene Ontology annotation, biological process: D-glucose transmembrane transport. Lineage: Eukaryota; Metazoa; Chordata; Aves; Apodiformes; Trochilidae. The transcript has 10 exons. Bases 239 to 1717 code for a protein of 492 amino acids.
CCCUCCCAUGGUGCGGACCAUAAAUACCCGGCCGGCGGCGGGGCGCAGGCGUGGGCAGUCGCGGGGAGUGGGCGGGGAGCGCAGCGCAGCGUAGCGUAACCGGCGCCCGGCGGGUUCCGUUAGGCGGGGGAGCGGUUACCCCGGCACCCGCUGGUUCGUUCUCCGCUCCUUCGUUGGCCGGUCGUUCCUUCGCUCGUCGUCCGUUCGUCGCUCAUUCGUUCGCCGCUUGUCGCCGACGAUGGAUUCUAAAAAGAAAAUCACAACACCUCUUGUGUAUGCUGUUUCCAUUGCUGCCAUUGGAUCUCUCCAGUUUGGAUACAACACUGGUGUCAUCAAUGCUCCUGAGAAGAUUAUCCAGGCGUUCUUUAACAGAACCUUGUCAGAACGGAGUGGGGAGGUUGUCUCCUCAGAGCUCCUCACAUCUCUGUGGUCCCUUUCUGUGGCCAUCUUCUCAGUAGGAGGUAUGAUCGGCUCCUUCUCAGUUAGCCUGUUCGUCAACAGAUUUGGCAGGAGGAACUCCAUGCUGCUGGUGAACAUCUUGGCCUUUGCUGGUGGCGUACUUAUGGCCUUGUCAAAGUUGGUAAAGGCAGUGGAGAUGCUGAUUGUUGGCCGCUUUAUUAUUGGCAUCUUCUGUGGUCUCAGCACGGGCUUUGUGCCCAUGUACAUCAGUGAGGUCUCCCCAACCAGCCUCCGAGGAGCCUUUGGCACCCUCAACCAGCUGGGCAUUGUUGUGGGCAUCCUGGUAGCCCAGAUCUUUGGCCUGGAGGCUAUCAUGGGGACUGAAACACUUUGGCCACUGCUUUUGGGGUUCACAGUCCUGCCAGCAGUUCUGCAGUGCGUGGGUCUUCUUUUCUGCCCUGAGAGCCCUCGCUUCCUCUUGAUCAACAAAGUGGAGGAAGAAAAAGCACAAGCAGUUCUCCAGAAGCUCCGUGGUACAGAAGAUGUGUCUCAAGACAUCCAGGAGAUGAAAGAAGAGAGUGCUAAAAUGUCCCAGGAAAAGAAAGUAACUGUGCCAGAGCUCUUCCGUUCUCCAAGCUACCGUCAAGCCAUUAUCAUUGCCAUCAUGCUGCAGCUCUCCCAGCAGCUCUCUGGCAUUAAUGCUGUAUUCUAUUACUCUACAGGGAUUUUUGAGAGAGCUGGUAUCACAAAGCCUGUGUAUGCCACCAUUGGAGCUGGUGUGGUAAACACAGUCUUCACUGUUGUGUCGCUCUUCCUGGUGGAGCGGGCAGGGCGCAGGACCCUCCACUUAGUUGGUCUGGGAGGCAUGGCUCUGUGUACUGUUCUUAUGACCAUCGCUUUAGCUCUGAGGGACAGUGUGGAGUGGAUCAAAUAUAUCAGCAUAAUUGCCACUUUUGGCUUUGUGGCGCUUUUUGAGAUUGGCCCUGGCCCUAUCCCCUGGUUCAUUGUGGCAGAACUCUUCAGCCAAGGCCCACGUCCUGCAGCCAUGGCAGUGGCUGGUUGUUCCAACUGGACUUCUAAUUUCUUGGUGGGAUUGCUCUUCCCCUAUGCAGAGAAACUACUUGGCUCCUAUGUCUUCCUCGUAUUCCUUGUUUUCCUGGUAAUCUUCUUUGUCUUCACAUUCUUCAAAGUGCCGGAGACCAAGGGCAGGACUUUUGAAGACAUCUCCAGGGGCUUUGAAGGACGAGGAGACGCCAGCUCCCCAUCACCUGUAGAGAAGGUGGAGCUGAACAGCAUAGAAGCUGAAAAAGUUGCCUAAGAUUCCUGACACACCCAUUCUUUGACUCUUACAUGUUUAGAGUCAUUAAAGGAAUGAGCAAAGAAAACAAUGAGAACUGGGACAUUUUUUUCUCCCCUCAGUUGCUGCUAUUUUCUUCUUUGCACCCCCAUAAUCCACUGGUUCUGCCCAUCUUACCAGCAGUAAGCAAAUCUGGUGUGGGUGAUCCAACCUUCAAAUAUUGGAAGGCACCUGGCACCAGCAAAAAUAAUCUGAUCUUCCCUGUCACAAACACGGGAACAGAGAAGAGCUGGCAUUAUUUUUGCUAUUUUGACCUGUAAUUGCUAUUUGAGGUUAACAUACUUCUGCACACAGUGACCAUUACAUAUUUGAAUCUAAUUACUAUUUUUGUAGUGAGUUGAAGUGAUCUGCUAAAAAAGUCUCUGGCCCUUUGAGUCUACUCUGCAUUAGCGUGCACAGUGUUACACUGGAUUUUAACAAGCCCACUAAAAAGCCAUCUCCUUGCUUUAUCCUAUCCAGUGUACACUUUUUUCAGCCUCAGGAAAAAGGGGACCAAGUUACAUGCAUAUUUUUUUCUGAUCUUUUAUUUUUUGUAUAGACAGACUGAAAGCAUACUUUUACUUAAGUUUUAUUUAUUUGUAUGUCACUUUGUAAAUAUUUAUUUUUUUAAUGGUGUACAAAAAUGUACAGAUAAUGAAAUUGAAGAUGUUUAAGAGAAAUAGCUAUUCUAACAAGAAAUGCUAUAGGUUUGAGCUGCAGUAAGACUUAAAAGAAGUGUGGUACUAAACAGGAGAUAGGGUAUUUUGGGUGGUAUGUAUAAUAGUACUGAUGGUGCACAUCCCCCUUAUAUAAACUUUAUUUGUGCCCUCUGGAUGGAAAUUUGGAGAGCUGGGUACUAGUGAGAAGCUGUAUGUCUGUCCACCAACAUUUUUUAUUUAGGAGGUUUUUGGUGGCAAUUGCUAAUAUUGUUGAUUGGAAGUGUGGUAUUGCAGCAAGUGGGUGUUUGUAUUUUCAGUCAUGGAUAAGCAUUGUAUGGGAUGGUUGAGGGUAGUGAUUGGAAUCCAGAAGGUUUCCUUGCCUUCUCUUAAUCUUUUAUCUUUUUGUCUGCUAUAUUCUUGUAGGUCAGAAAAUCUGAAAUUUGCAGUUACUUAAAAGGUGUGAGGAUAAUUUAUUUUUUAAAGCUGUAUUUUCUUAGCAAUUGUUCUUAUAAAUAUUAGGCAUUUGUUGUGCAAAUUCACAAAGACAGAGAUGAAGAACUAGGGAACAGAGCCAAUGGAACGUGGUAAUUUAGCUUAGCAGUGUGAAAGGUCUGUAGUGCUCAGUCUGCUGGUUGGUUGUGGGCCAAAUGUUUUUGUUUUAUGCUUCCUCUCUGGAAGAUCUACAUGGUGGUGCUGUGUGGAUGUGUAAUAGUGCCUCUAUUAAAAGGAUAUGGCAGACAGUAUUUGUACAUCAGUAAGUAUUGGUCUCCCUGCUUGUUAUACUGCCAGACAAUAGAGUAUGUGUACAACUACCCUUCCUGCCAGCUAGCACCAUUCAGGAAGGUAAAAGGUAGCACAUGAUUAUACUUAUAAUCAAGGAGCUUUGCUUCACUGACUGCAGUGCUCUGUCAAGAGACCCUCCAGGCCUGUGUCUAUCCAGACCUGCACAAGCUAUCUAAAGGUAGCACCAGAGGUAGGUCCAAUUUAAACUGCUGCUCAAAAGUUAUCUGCAUUUUUGGACUUGACUGAACUCGGGUCUAUCUGCAAACUUGUGCUGGAGUUCAUCACUGCAUGUUCUAGAAGACAGGCAGGCCCACAGAUUCCAAGGUGGGUAAAAGGAAGAAGGGUUCAGAAAGACAAAAUGACAGUGAAAUUGUCAUAAUGUGGAUAGCCCAAGCUUUUCUGACAACACACUGCGUCAGGGCAGGUCAGAAGUUCCUAUCUGUGUAUAUUAUGGGUGCAUUUUCAAUAACUAGACUGACUUCUACCUUCACUAAUGAGAUACAGUUGCUGUGAAAUACUUCCUCUGACUUCAGAUGAAACACUCCAGCUUUGCACGAUGCAAUUUUAUUAUAUCCAGUUUUUAUCUAGCUUUCUAUUAGGCUUCCAUGCUGGAUAUUCUCAGAAGUAUUAUUUAGGACUACUUCCUCAACUUUCAUAUUUUGGCUCAGUUAUACAGAUUUUGUGCCCUUCCUUUGGCCCUCCAGCACUUCCAGACAAUUUCUAUAUGGGCAUCUAUAUGUUAGGAGAUUUCCCCCUACAGCUGUGCAGAAGAGCAUUCCAUACUUUGCAUCAGAAAUUGUGCUGGCCUUGGACUGAAAUGUGUGGAUCUUUUUCACAUGGUAUUUCCUUGUUGGUUUCUUUUUUCCUGUAACAGCAUUGUGAAUAUUUUGGAUGGGUUUUUUAUGCUUAUUAAUGUGGAUGUUUCAUGUUUUUUUAAAUAAACUAUAGAGCUAUA